Pieris macdunnoughi is the source of this 912-nucleotide messenger RNA. Lineage: Eukaryota; Metazoa; Arthropoda; Insecta; Lepidoptera; Pieridae. The record is from the annotation of a GenBank genome assembly.
AUGAUUUGGUCCAAGGAAAAACUGCCAGUCUGGAUACCAAUAUAUUUUCUCUCUCUAGAUGAAACAAAACAUCGAUGUAAUAUUUGUGAUACUGAAGUAGCUGUUACAGAAAAGAAGUUUGAAUUGCUCACUCACCUUAAAGAAAAUCAUCACGAAAUUAUAGAGCUUCAUAAGGAACAUCCUGAUACAGAUGGGGGGGGUUAUCAAAUAGAAUUUCUACAGUUAAGCUCAAAAGAUGAUACCAUGAAACUAGAACCAGUUAUACUGGGGAAUUAUGUGUGCCACCUCAUGAUUAUGCUCUUAAAAUACAAUAGAAAACGAAGUUGGGUGUGGAAGUACUUUGUACAAAUGACCAAGACAAUAUAUCGUUGUAGUUUAUGCAAUGUAGUGUUAUCAAUAAAGGGUAGUAAUUCCAAUAAUAUGAACCGGCACAUACGAACCAGACAUUUUUCUACAUACACAAGUGAAAUAAGUUGUAAAACUAAUAAAGAAAUUGAGGCUGAACAGGAAGCUGAGGUUGUGCAACCACCUAAGACUAAAGGUUCACGUAUGGACAGUAGAAAGUUACGACGUAGCUGGGUCUGGUCGUUCUUCACACUGGUUUCGCGAACGCGCGCCCGUUGCAAGAUUUGUAAACGGAUUAUAUCCCACGGAGGGAAUGCUACAGGGAAUAUGAACCGUCAUCUUAAGAUUGUGCAUAAUAAAUUUGCAGAUCAAAGUGAUUGGGUGUGGAAGGUGUUCGAGGCAGUAGAAGAUGUGUAUGCGUGUAAAAUAUGUGAUUUUCAAUUUAUGAAGUAUAACGAUAUGGACCUUACAAAGACGAUUUUAGGCCACUUAAAGGAUGAACACAAUGUUGUCUCUGGAUCGCAAAUUAUUACAAGUGAUUCUUUUGUCGUUAAGAACAAUAACUAA